This is a messenger RNA of Brugia pahangi, 1908 nucleotides long. The record is from the annotation of a GenBank genome assembly. Lineage: Eukaryota; Metazoa; Nematoda; Chromadorea; Rhabditida; Onchocercidae.
AUGAAAUGGUUAAUUAGCUUUUGGAUUAUACUAUUAUCAUUUAUGUUAGCAUUGGUGUUUGGACGAAGAAUGUAUGAAUGCGCUGAUCAUUUAUGUGACAUACAACCGGCAACACCGGAACGACCUAAUAUUGUAAUCCUUAUGGUCGAUGAUUUAGGUUAUGGUGAUUUACAAAGUUAUGGACAUCCAAAUCAGGAAGUUGGUGAAAUUGAUGAUAUGAUACGUGAAGGUGUACGAUUUACGCAAGCUUAUUCGGCUGAUAGUAUGUGCUCACCAAGUCGAGCUGGUUUUAUGACUGGACGUUUACCAAUUCGAUUAGGUGUAACAGGUGGAGCACGAGUAUUUCUACCACAAGAUAUCGGUGGUUUACCAAAGGAAGAGGAAACUAUUGCAGAAAUGUUGAAACGAUAUGGUUAUGUAACUGGUAUGAUUGGUAAAUGGCAUUUGGGUAUUAAUAAAUAUAAUUCAACUGAUGGUACAUUUUUACCAUCACAACGUGGUUUUGAUUUUGUUGGUUUAAAUUUACCAUGGACAAAUGUAUGGCAAUGUGAUACGUCUAAGGAAUUUGUUAGUAGUCCUAAUGGAACAUUAUGUUUUUUAUAUGAUGGUGAUUUCAUCGUUCAACAACCAAUACGUUUUGAACAUUUAACUGAAGCUUUAGUUAACGAUUGGAAACGUUUUUUACGGCAACGAAUGGAAACUGAUAUUCAAAAGAAGCCAUUUUUUUUCUAUUUCUCAUUUCCACAUGUGCAUAGCUCACAAUUUGCUAAUAAACGUUUUCGACACAGUUCCGUACGAGGUUUAUUUGGUGAUAAUAUUAAUGAAAUGGCUUGGGCUGUUGGACAAGUUUUACGUAGUUUACGAAAUGAAAAAAUUGAAAAGCAAACAUUGGUGAUAUUAAUGUCAGAUCAUGGACCACAUCAAGAGCUUUGUCUUAAUGGUGGUAGUACGGCUGGUUUAAAAGGUGGCAAAUCCAAUAGUUUUGAAGGUGGAUUUAGAAUACCAUUUAUUUCUUGGAUGCCAGGAACGAUUCGCUCUGGUGUUAUAUCACACGAAGUUAUAUGGUCACUUGAUUUAUUUCCAACAUUUGAACAACUUGCAUCAAAAGGAAGAAAACGAAAACGAAGAAAUGUUUUCUACGAUGGAAUCGAAAUUUGGCACCAACUUAAAGGUUUAUCAUCAAAUUCUAGAGGAAAUCGUGUAUUUGAUGCACCAUUAGCUCUUGAAAGACCAAUUUUCUACUAUUGUAAUACACAUUUGAUGGCAAUUCGUUAUGGAAAUCAUAAAGUGCAUUUUAAAACAUCACCAAUUUUCAAAAAUAGCACUGAUGAUCCACUAAUGAAUAAAUUAUGUCCAGGUGGAAAACCUGUCGAUGAUUGGUAUGUAUCACAACGAUGUCCAGAAGAUCAAUUACAUAUUCAUAAUCCACCACUUGUUUACGAUCUACUUGUUGAUCCAUAUGAAAUGUAUCCAAUGCCACAGAAUGAUCAAAAAACACUGGAAAUUAUGAAUGAUGUGAUAAGAAUACGUGAUAAACAUGUACAAACUCUUUCACCAGUACCACAACAAUUAGGUAAUUUUUCCAUGGCAGUUUUACCAUGUUGCAAUCCGCCUCGUUGCCGUUGUGAUUUCUUAUCAAAUGAACGGAUGCCACGUGAUCAUAUCAUAGAUAAUAAUGAUAAUUGGGCAACUAAUAUUCUCAAUGAUAUUUCAAUGAAUAGUUUGACAAUCUCACGAAAUGAGCGAGAAAUUAGCUAUAUAUUGAAUAAAACAUCUGAUCAACAACAACAACAACAACGGCAACAAGAAGAACAAGAAGAAGAAGAAGAAGAAGGACAACAACAACAACAACAACAACAACAACAACAACAACAACAACAACAACAACAAGGACAACAACGACGAUAA